AUGACGGCUCGGCGGUGCCACCUCCCGCCGCCAGCCGUUCGCCCGUCCCAGGUGGCGGCCAGCCUGUUCCUGCCAGCUGGCCGCGGCUACGACUGGUCCACUGCUGGCUACCGUGUGACCUUCAACAUCAGAGACCCGCCGUUCAACGCGGCCGGCGACAACUCCACAGACGACACGGAAGCGUUCAAGGUGCUGCUGCGGCGCGCCGAGGCGGUUGUGGAUGCGGCCAACGCCAGCCCGGGUGGCGGCGUCAUCCUGCUCCCCGCCGGCACCUACAUCCUCAAGGAGCCGCUGGUGGUUAACCGGUCGGGCGUGGUGUUCCGCGGCGAGGGGCGCGGCGCCACCACCAUCCGCAUCCCGCUCUCCCUCUCAGACAUCUUCAACGGAACCUGGUACAUUGAUGGUAAUGGCAAGCCCCAGCACAGCAUCCGCCCCGACAACCGCCUGGCGUUUGUGGCGGGGGUGGUGCCGGCGGGGGCGUACCGCAUCCCGGUCACCAGCACCAAGCUGUUCACUGUGGGCUCCUGGGUGCGCCUCUACCUCAACGACAACUCAACCGACUGGGUCGACAAGGGCGGAGGAGGCGACCGCCGCCGCCGCCACCGCCGCCUGAUGGCCGGCGGCGGCGACACGGCGACCACAGCUGCCAUCGUCGACCCGGCCACCAGCAGGCACCUGGGCAAGCUGGUCACGCGGCCCGUGGACCCCGCUCUGCUGAGCAGCCCCGUGUUUGUGGCAGCCAUGGAGGCGGCCCUGAAGUUUAGAGAGGAGGACGCGGGGCUGAGCCCCGUGGAGGCGCUGGCGGCCAGCGGCAUCGCCCCGCCGCCGCCAGGCAAAGUCUCCACCGCCACCGCCGCGCCCGGAACCAUCACGGCCUGGGUGUACGGCGACAACAUCGCGGACAGCGGCGUGGUGAACAACACGCUGAGGAGGGACGACAUCAGCCUGAUUGCCAGGGUGGAGGCCAUCGGCAGCGGCUACAUCGACCUGGACAGGGAGCUGCCCUUCCCAAUCCAGGAGGGGUGGGAGGGCCUGUUCCUCCGCUACCUGCCCACGGUGGAAGACGGCGGCAUGGAGCAGCUGACCAUCGCCUUUGACCACGAGAUGCUGCCGGUGCCGCCUCACUUCACUGACAAGGGGUACAAUGCCAUCAUGAUGUACUAUGCGGCAAACAUGUGGCUCAAGAAGGUCACCAUCGUCAACGCCGACAACGGCUGCUUUAACGAUCAUACGGACAAGUCCACCUUUAAAGAUGUGACGGCGACCGUGACGUCCCGCCGCUGGGUGGACUCUCUGUUCAACCAGGCAGUCAACGGCCACCACCCCAUCCUCCUGGCACACUCCCAGAGCAACCUGGUAGACGGGUGGGUGGACAUCCACGACGUGUCUGUGCAGAGCGGCGCCAUGCUCAACGUCGUGACGCGGGGCCGCGGGCAAGAUGUCAACUUGGACCACCACCGCCAGGCGCCCUUUGCCAACCUGUUCACAGACUACGACAUGGGCUUUGGCACCCGACCCUUUGGCUCCGCCGGCGCCUCCCCCCGGGGCGCACACUCGGGUGGGGCAGGCGGCACGUUUGCCUAG
Molecule: messenger RNA, 1584 nt
Organism: Chlorella variabilis
Lineage: Eukaryota; Viridiplantae; Chlorophyta; Trebouxiophyceae; Chlorellales; Chlorellaceae
Exons: 15
Coding region: 1-1584 (527 amino acids)
Source: RefSeq, a predicted model, not a curated record